Didymodactylos carnosus is the source of this 1845-nucleotide messenger RNA. The record is from the annotation of a GenBank genome assembly. Lineage: Eukaryota; Metazoa; Rotifera; Eurotatoria; Philodinida; Philodinidae.
AUGGGUAUACCAUAUUUCAAUAAGUUUAUUAAUGAACAUACUUCACCACCACUUUUCACGCCAAUUACGCUGACAAAAAAUGACUAUGUGAUUAUAGAUGGUAAUUAUCUAUGUCAUCAUAUUUUCAUGAACUGUAACCAAUGUUCUCUAUUCGCCUACGACAAAUAUUAUGAACAAAUAUUGAAAAUAUUGAAAAUAUUUAAAGAUAAAUGUCAAAGUAUUUAUUUUAUAUUUGAUGGAGUAUACAAUAAAAAGUAUGAUACAAAUUACGUUUAUUCCUUUGAUGAUAGUGUUCAACAACAGCGACAAAUACCACUAUUAUUUCACUUGACUAUGAUCAAUAUAUUAGAAAAACUAAAAAUACCAUAUAAAUCAGCUGUAGAAGAAGCAGAUCCACUUUGUGCACACAUGGCCAACGAACUUAAAGCCUAUGUUAUUGGAUUCGAUAGUGAUUAUUACUUUUACAACAUCAACAAAGGAUAUAUACCGUUAAAAUAUUUCGAUUUGAACACAUUAUCCGGUAAACUUUAUUGUCAUACGACAUUACUAAAUGUUUAUCAAGGUUUAACUAUAAAAUGUUUGGCGUUAUUUCCAAUUAUUAUGAAUUCAGUGGGUUAUAAGACGAAUGAUCAAAAAGUGUUGAAAUCAUAUUUAACAACAAAUUGCCAAAGUGAAAAUAGAAAAGAAAAUAAAGAGGAAAAAGACGAAAGUAGAACAUGUGACAAUGCAAAUCGAAUACAAAUCUUAACGAAUAUUACGUAUUUACUGCAAUGGUUGACAAAUGUUCAAAAUCAAAAGAACCUUGAUGUAAAAACAAUUAUCAGUAAAUUGAUUAACGAUAAACAUUCUCUAUUAUUCCAAUUAUUUGAUACCAAAAAGAAACAAGAACAACUUAUUAAAUCAGCUAAUAUGUUUAGUAAUCCGUCAGAUGUUAAUAAUUUAAAGGAAGAGUAUACAAAUCUUAUCCCAGAUUAUUUAAUGGAAUCAUUUUUUAAUGGCUAUUUAGAUUCAUCAAUUAGUACACUAUGUAUAUUUGGUCGUUAUACAUCUCAUUAUAAUCAAAAUUUACAACAUCAAAACAUACUUUUACCAAUAUGUUCAAAAUUAUUUGGUAAAUCGAGUCAAGAAUCUUCCAAUCAUCAUGUUCAAUUUAUAUAUAAACAUACCAAUUCUGUUAAUACAAUAGAGGUGCCUCCAAUAUAUAAAAUAGGAUAUGAAGAACAUAAUAUGAGAGACGUUUAUCGAUGUCUAACUUAUAUCUUUGAAAAUAGUCAAACCACUGAAGAUGAAUUAUUCAAUGACAAUCGUAUACAUCAAGCUCAUCAUCUAUGGUUAUUAAUUAUGCGUUACUGGUACUGUACAGAAACAGAAACAAAGAUAAAUAAGCAAAAUUAUUUAUGUAGUUUUAUUCUAUCGUACUUAACAUUAAAUUUCCUUGAUAGAUAUGAUGAUAAGUCUGUUAUCAAAGAUGUCUUGCCAACAAAACCAUUCCUUCAAUAUUCACUUGAAUCGUUUGACAAAUUAUCAAAAUCCCGUUGGCAAAAAAUUCAUUCUAAAAUUUUAAGAAUUUAUUGGAUCAAAGAUGAUGAAUGGAUAAAACAAAUUUAUUACGUUGAGCAAAUAUAUAAAAAUAUUUUAUUGGUAUGUCAAAUAAUUUUUCCCGAUAUAUGGAGAAAAAAAAUUAUGUUGGUACCAGAAAAGUUUUUAUCAGAUAUUGUUUUUGUAUUUUUCGGCGAUAGCGGAAAGAGUCUUAGACAAAUACAAAAGAAAAUGGCUCGUAUAUUAGACAAUAACGAUUAUCUAAUAGAGUUGUCAACAGAAAUCUAUGAAAUUAUAACGAAAUAA